Molecule: messenger RNA, 726 nt
Organism: Echinostoma caproni
Lineage: Eukaryota; Metazoa; Platyhelminthes; Trematoda; Plagiorchiida; Echinostomatidae
Source: the annotation of a GenBank genome assembly
GUGCCCCAGUUCAAUCAGAUACAUUAUGAUCUUUCCGGUCAAACGAGUGCGGAAUUGGAGGAAAUUGAGCUUAUGGGUGAGCAUCCCACGGUCGAUCCCCUGUCCCGGGCGGAUCACGCCGGCUAUUUGGAAGAAUUGGUACGAAAUGUGCGUCAAAUGUUCGAGAAAAGUCUGCACAUGGAAAUGGCUCGAAGAAUGUCUGCCGAGACGGAGUCCAGACUGGAACCACCCGAUCGAGACAUCUGUUCGACGGGACCGGAUGGUCCCGCACUGUUGUGGGAUUUGCAGUAUGAAAUGAUGGCCCACUGGGAAGCAUGUGAAGAGUAUUCAAAAUAUUUUAUCGCACGCCAAAAAUUGCUGGACGAUCUGGUGGAUUGGAUUGAUGCACAGCGCACGCGUGAACCGGGUCCCCUGUCGUCGGAUAGUUCGAUUGCGGCCCUCGGAGGAGCAUUCAGUUUCAUGUUCGUGAGGGGAGGAUCCGGCAGUGGGAAAUCUGUUCUAAUGGCCAAACUUGCUCAGCAUUUGAAGGAAAGAAGUAAAAUUCGGACACGUGUUAUUUAUCGUCACCUGGGCAGUUCCGGUGUCUCCUUAAACUUACUCCAAACUUUACGCUAUCUGUGUCUGGAACUAUCAGCCCGUAUGUCCGCGACAGCUCUUGCAGAUGUAAGUUACGAAGAUGAACUUCGAAUUCACCUAUCCAUUCGAUCGUUUCUGUUUUUUUUAUGA